Molecule: messenger RNA, 1163 nt
Organism: Linum tenue
Lineage: Eukaryota; Viridiplantae; Streptophyta; Magnoliopsida; Malpighiales; Linaceae
Source: the annotation of a GenBank genome assembly
UCUACUUCUAAGUGCAAAUCUAAUAAAAAAUUUUUUACAGAGGAUUGGUUGUCAAAGUAACUCUCUUUGGUAGAAUACUUACCCAAUUGAAUGCCAUACUUGCAAAUCCGGGUGAUCGUCGUCCCAUCCUGGUCAUUACAUCAACGUAUGUCACUCCUAUCAAAGGAGAGAACACCUUCACCUCAACUGGGGCGACCUUGGUGCUGGCGAAUCCGAGAAUUCCAGAAGUCAUCAAUUUUGUGCCUAGUGACGGCGAUGCACCAAUUCCUCCAGUCAAUGGAAGAAAUAUUACUAAACAAAUAAUCCCAUCCAUAUCACUAGAUGAGCUCAAUCAAUUGAAGAUGAAAGAUGGAGAGGAGGGAAAUAUGUAUUCCGUCAAAUGCAAAGUUAUCACGGUUAAGAAUGGGUGGUGCUAUGCUGGAUGUGGAACCUGUCCACAAAAACUUGAAGAAGAAUCAGAUGAGUACUUCUGUGGGACCUGUAUGACAACGUUAAAGACCACAACAUCAAGAUUCAGGAUACAACUUCGAGCCGCGGACAAAACAACUCAAGCAGACUUUGUUGUUCUGGAUCGAGAGGGUGCUCGAUUUUUUGGAAUAUCUGCUGAGAAACUAUUCCAAGACAACGAUCGAAUGAGAGGACCACCACCUGCUCAACUACUACAAAUCGAGGGAAUGACACUGAAAUUCGACAUCAAGCUCACUGAUUAUAACAUCGCAAACCCAACAAGUGAGUACACAAUUUGGAAGAUAGGGCUGGAGGAUGAUAACAAUAACUCAAACGAUCACCCCGAAUCAAUUGAGGAGAUCGAAAAUGGCAUUGGCAAUGAUGCGGUGGCUAGAAUCGGUGUAACAAAUGAUGAUGCUCUUGAGAAGAAUGUGGAGUCUCCUGAUAUUGAACCAAAACAGAGGACUAAUGGAGAAGAAGACUUCAAUACCGGUGGAGAUGAUGAUGUUGCUAAUGACAAAGGAAAUGCAAACAAGCUAAAAAGAAAACAUGGAGUGAUAGUCUCUGACAAUGAGGAACAAAUAGAAUGAUUAGCGAAAGCAAAUUAGGAGUCGGUCCCCUGGCAUAGGGUUUCUAUAUUCUUUUUUCGGAAAACAAUUUUACUCAAUGAGUCGGUUAGUAUAUUUUUUCGGAAAACAAUUUUACUCAAUGAGUCG